Molecule: messenger RNA, 1205 nt
Organism: Sycon ciliatum
Lineage: Eukaryota; Metazoa; Porifera; Calcarea; Leucosolenida; Sycettidae
Exons: 3
Coding region: 155-766 (203 amino acids)
Source: RefSeq, a predicted model, not a curated record
CGUCUUAGAUAUAGAGACAAAACUGCUGCAAGGCUUCAAGUCGUUGUACUUUACGAAAGAAGUAGAGCCAGAUAAACGGAGGGUGAGGCGCAUCAUUCGGUCUGUUCACGAAAGAGACUUGGCUGAGUUAGAGCUGAUCCACGCUAGAUUUGCAAUGGAGAGUACCACGUCUGCGGAGGGUGGCCAUGAUCCGUGUGGUUGUUCCGAAUCAAGCGACGAGACGUACAUGUUCUUGCAACCUACGAGCUCAACAAUGUCCAAUUUAUUUGUUUACAAAGCGAUUGUCGACUCUGCUGACAUUCCCUACUCGCUUCCACUAUCAGAACCUCCUAUUUCUAAUGGAACCUACGCCGUGCGUACAUGCUCCGUCAGUGGCCUCUGUGCCUACAACCCUGACCCACCCAUAGUCCGCAUCUCAUUCCAGGGCACAGAGCAGUCUCCCGGUUCCAUUUACAAACUUCAAGAGUUCUUUAUUGGUUCCAAGCUUGGCUACCAGGGAAACGGAUCGUGGCUGUGGCGAGUGAUGAUGGUGCCCGAGCACAAUCCCGCGAGAGCGCUCUGCACACCAGAGACGUACUUCAUUCGCAAAAAUCUUUCCGACAACAAGGAUGUGUUCCGCCUGCAUUGCCCAGCUGAUGAGAACAAUGUGCUGUGCGUGAGUGCACAGAGGGAAAAGGAUGGUUUUCCGCUGCUUAUCCUUCCCCUGGAUAGUGCGAACUUGGACAAGGCCAUCAGUACAUUCAAAAUGAUCGGCGCACCACAUUAAAUCACAGGAUGACGAAUACAGUUUUUACAGAGUUUGUUUUCUCUCAAUCUCUUUCUGAAGACCCUCAAAUACUAGUACUUUGUUGCCUAUUCCACCCUCUUUUACGUUGUACAUUGUACUGUGGAGAGAACAAACUUAAAAUAUCUUAAACAAAACCUCGGUAGUACAGCCAAAUGCGAUGGCCAGUGAUCUCUUUAUUUGGACAUACCUCUUAUUUGUUUUGCACUUCUAAUGAUAAAGUAGUCGAAAAUAUGGCUGGCGUGUUUAAUUCUUAUUCAUUAGGUAUUAAUUUCUUUCUUUUCAAGCUUUUCGUUUCAGCAUCCCCGUAUUGCCUGCAUGAAUGGUCUAUUUCGAAGGCACUUAGAACAUCUCGCUUUGAGCAUGUAACUUGUUUCCUGUUUAAUCCAAUCCUUCCACCAAGCCUUUGGGAUAGGAUUUU